AGGAGCGACGAUCGCCCGCGGAAGCGCCGAGCACGAAAGCGGCAGCUCCGGUCCACACCGCCGCCCGCGCGGCGCAUGGCGCCGUGCGCACUGUGCGCUGGCCGACACAUAGCCCCACUCGCCCCGCUGGCUCUGGUAUUCCCAAGGCCCGACGCCUGCUGCUGUGCAGCUGGCUUUUGCUGGGAGCCUGCUUCUUCACCUUUGCCGGGCCGGUCCGGCCAAGAAAAGGCCAGCCACGGCGGGCGCAGGAGGAGAUCGCGCCCAAGGCGAAAGAAGACUCGCAGGACCUUGAAGCCAAAGAGGUGAGGGUUGUUCGCGUGCUCCGCGUGACUUCAGGGUGUGCCUGCGAUGUGAAGGAAGCCCCAAAGAACCUGGAAGUGAAGGAGGAGGAGCCAGACGGAUCCGUACAACAGCGAAAGCAGAGUCGAGCCCUUGCUUGUUCCGGUCGCUCUCUGGCAGAGUGGCGGCCCCUUGAGGCGUUCUAUGAGCCAACGCAGGACACCAUCUUCUACAGCUUCCUGUCAGUGGCUGCAGCCACUGUCCUGGCUGGCGGCGGACUGCUGAUUGCCCAAGGCCUCAAUGCCGAGUACUUCAUUUUAGUGUUUGUGCUUGUUGUGAUUGCGUUCGGCUUUCUGGUGGCGCUCCUUGGGCUGAAAGCGGUUUCGCCGCAAGAGUCAGCGCCAGACGGCUCAUGAAUCACCUGGCGCAUGUAAAAGAGGCUGCUCAGGAAGUUUUGGUGCGCUUUGCACAUGUUGGAAAGGGAUGCCCCCAAGUCCUCAAAAGAUUGACAUUCGUGUCCAUUUCUUUGUGAAAGGCCAGGGGUGGCAAAGGUGCCGCGCGUGCUGUGUCGGAGCGGAGAGCCAUGUAGAGCAGGAGAGCCCCCUCCCCCCCGGCCCCGC
Molecule: messenger RNA, 899 nt
Organism: Effrenium voratum
Lineage: Eukaryota; Dinophyceae; Suessiales; Symbiodiniaceae
Source: the annotation of a GenBank genome assembly